Messenger RNA from Aspergillus campestris IBT 28561, 756 nucleotides. RefSeq names its product putative RAS small monomeric GTPase. Gene Ontology annotation, biological process: signal transduction. The transcript has 4 exons. The coding region runs from base 101 to 688 and encodes 195 amino acids. NCBI's taxonomy places the organism in Eukaryota, Fungi, Ascomycota, Eurotiomycetes, Eurotiales, Aspergillaceae. Gene Ontology annotation, molecular function: GTP binding; GTPase activity; GDP binding. Gene Ontology annotation, cellular component: plasma membrane. The record is from RefSeq and is a predicted model, not a curated record.
CGCCACCUCCUGAUCUAAUCGCGUCUCGAAUAUCUGUGCCGAUCAUCUCAUCAUCCUUGUUCGUUCGAGCCCCUUAGACGGCCCCUCAACACGCGACGACAUGGCCAACAGUUCGGACAAGAUCUCCAUCACUAUCUGUGGAGAUGGAGGAUGCGGAAAAUCAUCCAUCACCCUGCGUUUGGUGCGCAGCCAAUGGAUUCAUGAAUAUGACCCGACCAUCGAGGACUCAUACUCGGUCACCCGAACGAUCGACGGCCUCCCGUACUUCCUAUCGAUCACCGACACCGCCGGCCAAGAGGAAUACCGCGGGUUAUGGACGACAUCGACAUUGAAAUCGGACGCCUUCCUCCUCGUCUACGACAUCACCAACCCGGACAGCCUGGGGGCGCUGGACUAUUUCAUGGAGCUGAUCGACAUGGAGGCCGACCAGCGGGAGGAGGACAACGAACGACUCCUCCGCGAACUAGGCCCUAGCGCACAGGGAGUCGACGUGGGGAUGCCACCGCCGGUCAAGAUCGUGGCGGGCAACAAGUGCGACCUGAAGCAGGGCCGGGCGGUGGGCGCGCGCGACGGACUGGAGUACGCGCGACGACAUGGGUGCGGGUUCAUGGAGACGAGUGCGCGGGAGAUGGUGAAUAUCGAGGAAACGUUUGCCCGUAUGUUAUCUAUCCCAAGGUGCGGUGUCUAAGCUUGUCUCUAACUGCGUGUUGUUGCAGACUUGGUUCGUCGGGUUGUCGAGGCUCGUCGGGUGCAUUA